GAAGGCGAAGUGGGAGCUUGCACAUCACUACGUGAAAGCAGGGGCAAGAGAGAGAGCAGGGAGUGCCACGCACUUUUAAACAACCAGAUCUUGCAAGAACUCACUUGCUAUCACGAGGACAGUAACAGGGGAUGCCACAAAACCAUGGGUGAAGUUGAGAGCAAUGGCCCAACCUCAGCUGUAUCUACCAGAACCCUUUAAGAUUGCCUACAGAAAAGUUGGACAGUGCCGAAGAUUCCAGCAACUCAAGAAGAAAAAUGGCUCAUUCAAAAGGAAGGGGAUAGAAAGAUGGCAUAGAGCUGUGUCUACCAACUUACUAAAACAAAAUGUAUUGGUCCCUAAAGAGGAAUCAUCCAGUGAUAGUGACAUGGGAUUUCAUGAAAGCCAGCAAAAUCAGAAAAGUAAUUUGAAGACGAAAGUGAAGACUGCUUUUGGGAGGAUGCUGUCCUACAAGUAUAGAAGCAAGCCAGCAUGUGCCAGCCAAGAGGGCUCCACUGACCAUAAAGAAGCCCUCCUGUCAAACACGCAGAGCCUUCUCCCUAGGAUUGUCAAGGAGUUUUCAUCUCCCAAGUUAUUUACAGCAAAAAUGAGAAAGCUCUCAGAGAAUGCGACUAUACAACUUGAUGUUGUAGAGGCAGAGACAGAGGAGAUAACCCAGGGAAACACACUCCUUCGGGCCAGGAGAACCACCAAGCGGUUAUCUGUGACAUCUCUUCCUUCAGGACUGCAAAAGGGGCCAUAUUCACCAAAAAAGAGACCACACUUUCCAGCACUUAAAAAAAAGAAGCGUGGCAUGGAAAACAUCCUUCGAAAAUCAGAUUUGACAGUAGGAAAGCUUCAAAUGCAGGUGGAUGACCUCAUAGAAACAGUGACUGAUAAAUCCAUGAAGCUACUGGCCCAAAGACAUGCUGAGCUUCAACAGUGUGAGUUUCUGGGGGAUGAAAUUCUUCAGUCUUCUAAACAGUUCCAGAGGAUAUCCAAGAGAACCAUGAGGAAGUAUAAAUUAAAAAAUGUGUGUUUCCCAUGUACCUGCUGCUGCUUCUGACUUUGUUCCUGAUUCUUUAAAAGUUAUCUUCCCUAGGCUGGCCGUGGUGGCUCACGCCUGUAAUCUCAGCACUUUGGGAGGCCGAGCGAGUGGAUCACUUGAUGUCUGGAGUUCAAAACCAGCCUGGCCAACAUGGUGAAACCCUGUCUCUACUAAAAAUACAAAAAUUAUCCAGGAGUGGUGGCGGGCGCCUCUAAUCCCAGCUACUCGGGAGGCUGAGGCAGGAGAAUUGCUUGAACCUGGGAGGCAGAGGCUGCAGUGAGCCGAGAUCGCACCACUGCACUCCAGCCUGGGCGACAGCACAAGACUCCAUCUCGAAAAUAAAAAAAUAAAUAAAAGUUGUCUUCCAAGAGAUUCUUAUCUUUUGGUACUUAAUCCUGA
Messenger RNA from Homo sapiens (human), 1426 nucleotides. It is a transcript of the gene C3orf49, whose product is annotated as chromosome 3 open reading frame 49. Lineage: Eukaryota; Metazoa; Chordata; Mammalia; Primates; Hominidae. The record is from RefSeq and is a predicted model, not a curated record. The transcript is spliced from 6 exons. Bases 164 to 1045 code for a protein of 293 amino acids.